AUGUUUCCGACUGUUGUUAGAAGUCCCUAUUUUGAAAGUCAAAAAGAUAGAAUCAAGAAGCAACUUGAAGAAACAAGAAAUACUAUGGCAAAAAAUGUUGAAAUGAUGACACAGAAUAUUGCUACAGCAGAGGAAUUAGAAAUCCAAUCAAAUGAGAUGUCAAUAAAUGCUCAACAAUUUAAAAAACAAGCAGUAGUGUUGAGAAAAACAUAUUGGUGGAAGAAUUUCAAGCUUUGGUUACUUAUUGUUAUUUCUUUAGUAUUAAUAUUGUGUUUAAUUGGUGGAAUAGUUACAUUAGCUGUAAUUAACCUGAAAUAA
Molecule: messenger RNA, 318 nt
Organism: Entamoeba dispar SAW760
Lineage: Eukaryota; Evosea; Mastigamoebida; Endamoebidae
Exons: 3
Coding region: 1-318 (105 amino acids)
Biological process (GO): vesicle fusion
Cellular component (GO): plasma membrane; SNARE complex
Molecular function (GO): SNAP receptor activity; syntaxin binding
Source: RefSeq, a predicted model, not a curated record